Messenger RNA from Psammomys obesus (fat sand rat), 1956 nucleotides. RefSeq names its product methyltransferase like 25 (gene Mettl25). Bases 1 to 1806 code for a protein of 601 amino acids. The transcript is spliced from 12 exons. Lineage: Eukaryota; Metazoa; Chordata; Mammalia; Rodentia; Muridae. The record is from RefSeq and is a predicted model, not a curated record.
AUGGCGGCGGCCGGCCCUCUCCCCGGGACCCCGGACCUGCCCACGCUGCACGCUAAGUUACGGGGCUUGCUGCGCUUCCUGCGGGGCGCCCUGCCCAUUUCCAGCGCGCACACGGUGGACUUCUACACCGAAUCGCUCUGGCAGGAGCUGGUCGACUUGCCCCCGGCGAGCGUGCUGGCGGCGCUGAGGAAGUCGGCGGCCGAGGCCGGGCCGCGUGAGGCGCUUCCCCCGAGAGAAGCCGAGUCGGGAUCAGGUUUUAUUGAUCUCCCCAAAAUAUUUUGUGAAAAUUCUCAGAAGCUGUUGAGUGUGGAAGCCUUUGCUCUGGCUGCAAAACACUAUUCUGUGCAAAACUUGGGACUGUGUACUCCUUUUGAGGAACUGCUUACAGCCCUACGAGUAAAUAAAAAACAGAGAAUUGGUGAAAAUGUGAAGGCAGCUCAGUUUAUGAAUACAAAAAAAUCUCAUGAGGUUCAGGCAAUGUCAGAGCUGAUCUCUAGUAUUGCUGAUUACUGUGGCCUAAAGCAGAUAAUUGACGUGGGUUCUGGUAAAGGCUACCUAAGCUCCUUUUUGUCCUUAAAGUAUGGUUUAAAUGUUUAUGGCAUUGAUUCCUCAAAUACUAAUACUCAUGGAGCUAAGGAGAGAAACAGGAAGUUGAAGAAACAUUGGAAGCUGCAUCAUUCUCAGUCAAAAGUAGAUGCCAAUAGACUGGCAUUACAAGUGCCAAAAGAAAUGAAAGUGCAAAAGGAAUUAAAGUGUAAGGAAGACUUCGAGAGUGUGCUGAAGAAUAGUCUUGUGCAUCAAGAGCUGUCUACUGAUGUCUUGCCAGAUUUUUCAGGUUCUACAGUUUCAAUCAUCAGAAAACAGCAAGAAAAUCUACAUGCUCAGCCACUUGAAGAAGAGAAUUUGUGUUUUGAAAAUGGUUUUUCUCUCAUAGAAUUUUUGCCUGUUGGUGCCAUUGAACCUACUUCAUCACAGGUGUUCAACACAGAAGUGUCUGAAAUUAGGAGAGAGAGAAGAAAUGUGACAUCCAAACCAAGUGACUCAAGUGUAUAUUCACCACUAACAUCUUUUAUCACUGCUGACUCAGUACUGCAUGACAUUAUUCAAGAUCUGGAGGACUGUUUAAUGGUGGGUCUUCAUACUUGCGGUGACCUUGCACCAAAUACUCUUCGGAUAUUUGCAUCCAAGUCUGAGGUCAAGGGAGUUUGCAGUGUGGGCUGUUGCUACCAUCUCUUAUCUGAGGAAUUUGAAAACCAGCAUAAAGAAUGUGCUCAAGAAAACUCGGGAUUUCCAAUGUGCCGCUAUCUGAAAGAGGAGAGAUGGUGCUGUGGCCGUAAUGCAAGAAUGUCAGCAUGUUUGGCAUUGGAACGGGUUGCAGUUGGCCAAGGGCUGCCUACCGAAUCACUCUUCUAUCGUGCUGUUCUUCAGAAUAUUAUUAAAGAUUAUUAUGGCAUCAGCAAAUGUGAUCGGCACGUUGGUAAAAUUUAUUCCAAAUGUUCUUCCUUUCUGGAUUAUGUCAGAAUGUCUCUAAAGAAGCUUGGAUUAGAUGAGUCCAAGGUCUCUGAAGAAAUUAUAAUGGACUACUAUGAGAAACAUAAACCUAGAAUGAAUGAGCUGGAGGCAUUUAAUAUGUUGAAAGUUGUUCUGGCUCCUUGUAUAGAAACCCUGAUUCUUCUUGAUCGACUUUGUUACCUGAAGGAACAGGAGGAUAUAGCAUGGUCUGCUAUUGUGAAGCUGUUUGAUCCUGUGCAGUCUCCCAGAUGCUACGCCAUCAUUGCUCUCAAGAACCAACGUGACCACAGCUGAAGCAGAUUGUGAGUCUGCCUGUUUGGGGACUUACCUCAAAGACUACUUUUCUACACAUUUAUAUCCUGUCAUGUAAACAUUUUUAAAUUUCUGUAUUUUUGAACAAUAAAAUAAUGGCUAACAACAUAAAAUCAUCCUCAGUUUUUCUUC